AAGCGUCUCGUAACUGAAGCGCGAGUGCAGGCUCAUUUUCUCACCAUUCAUCUUCCUCAGCGGUUGGAUGCGCGGCGGGAGAGUCACAUCACUGGGCACAGUGUCAGAAAGAGGAGAUUCCAGCUGUAAUAAACAUGAAAUAACGACAGAAGAGGAAUUUAUAUCAAACGCGGCGUAUUGUUUUCUUAUCUGGGUCAGUUACAGUUUUUUCGUUGCUGAGUUCUGCUUGUAUCCCUCGAAAAACUGGGUGCAUUUUAAUGAUGAGUUUAAUAUUGCUUGCUACGUUUUCGCGAAGGAAUUAUUAGAAAAUCGUGACCAGAUCUCUCUUGUCAGACCACUUUUAACGACUGGAAUAUGGCAAAAAAUAUUGUAGACGUCCCAAGGGAUGAUUUAAGUAAGUUAUCGGAUGAAGAACUGCUUAAAUGUAGCAAAGAGGAGCUGCUUAGGAGACUCCGGAAAGUGGAUGGUGAAAAGAUCCACUUGAUGGUGGAACACGGGAACAUGAUGAAGGACGUCAACCGGAGAUUACAAGUGCAUCUCCACGAAAUACGGAGUUUGAAGGAGGUCAACCAGAAACUGCAAGAAGACAACCAGGAGCUUAGAGAACUGUGCUGUUUCUUGGAUGAUGAUCGGCAGAAAGGAAAGAAGCUGUCCAGGGAAUGGCAGAGAUUUGGCAGGCACACUGCCAGUGUUAUGUGGAAGGAGGUUGGUAUAUUCCAACAAAAACUGAAAGACCUAGAAGCCAACCAAGAGAGUAUGAUGAGAGAGAAUGUGGAGCUGAAGGAAAUCAUCCUCAUGUUGGAUGAUGAGAGGAAUGGAGCCGGAUCCAGGAGCUCCAUAGACAGCCAAUCCAGUCUGACCAAUCUGAACGGAGGUUCUGCUACUGUGAGGGAUGUUGGAGAUGGGAGCAGUACCUCUAGCACGGGUAGUGCUGGAAGCCCUGAUCACCACCACAGCCAUAUUCACAAACCUUCAGAGGGAAAGAUCAUGUCUAUCAGGAGGUCUAUGGAUGAUCUAUCAACCAACCAUUUUAUCAGAAGCAUACCGAAUGGCCUCAACGAUUCAUCUUCAAACUACAUCCGCCAACUUGAGUCUAAAGUCCAGAUUUUAGAGGAAGACAACAAGCAAUUGUUAUCCCAGCAAGGGAGCAUGGGAGAUUUGAAGACACUUCGGAAAGGGCUGUCCCUGUAUCACUCAGAGUCCCAGCUCUCCUCACUAUCCCAGUUUCAGGACACCUUACAGAAUCGAUCUACGCGGAUGCCAGGAGGUGAUCUGCUGUCCCCCGUCACCGGAUACCUGCCGGCAGCACAGAAACCAGAAGCUGUUGUACAUGCCAUGAAAGUAUUAGAAGUCCACGAAAACCUGGACAGGAAGCUCCCAGAGGACUACGAGGAGGACCUUAGUGAAAAAGAGAAAGCCAUUGUCAGAGAGAUGUGUAAUGUUGUGUGGCGUAAGCUCGGUGAUGCGGCAGGAUCCAAACCCUCCAUCCGCCAACAUCUCUCUGGGAACCAGUUCAAAGGCCCUAUGUAGCUCCUGUGUCAAUGACCAGCAGGGCCUUGAACAAACAAACAAAUCUGUG
Messenger RNA from Carassius auratus (goldfish), 1579 nucleotides. RefSeq names its product coiled-coil domain-containing protein 85C-A. The coding region runs from base 355 to 1530 and encodes 391 amino acids. The record is from RefSeq and is a predicted model, not a curated record. Lineage: Eukaryota; Metazoa; Chordata; Actinopteri; Cypriniformes; Cyprinidae. Gene Ontology annotation, cellular component: apical junction complex. The transcript has 6 exons.